ACUCAUUGCAACGGGUCUCUAUCCUCUCUAGCUGUUUCCAUUUGUCUGUUUAGUUUAAUUCCCAUUGCUCUUUCUUAAUUCUCCAAUAAUAACACCUGGUGGUUGGUGAACAUGGGUUCCCAUUUCUCUAAUUCAAUGCUUUUUUGCUUUGUUUCAGUUCACUGAACUAGAUUCUUCCCAAAAUAAGGAAAAACAAACGAAACUUUGCUAACCCUCCUAUCUAUACUAGUCUUUGUUUUCUCAGAAGCUCAACAUAGCUUUCUUUAUUUUUGCUGCUUUGACUUUAUUUCCAACCGUUCUGCUUAUGCAAACUUCAAAAGAUGAUGGUUGGACCCAGGACAUUUGAAGACUAAGCCUAUUCUUCUUAAUACAGUGUAUGGGUUGGAAUAAAUGAAGUCACAGCUCAAAAUUGCUCUUGCUUUUGUUAUUAGCUUGCUUUGGAUUCGGCACUCGUUUUGUGAUGUUCUUUCCAAGGGAACCAGAGCUACUCUCUCGCUAAUUGUUCUAAGUCAUGUGAUUGCCAUUCAGGUAUGUUGUUAUUUUUUACUGGAACGAAGACCACCAGGAGCCUCCUGCCGAUAAAUUUGUUUUCCCUUUUUUUUUACCUCUCUUAUUACCCUUGAUUAUUUAGCUUGAUCUUUGCCUUUGUGUAUGUUUAAUGGAUGUGCUUUUGCAAAAGUUGCCCGGUAACUAGAAUUCGUGAAAACUCAUUAUAGCUGCUUUUAUUAUAAAUUCCUGUAACAUCCUGAGUGCUGACGAGGGCGGGGAGUGAUCGCCGGUGCAAAGAGGCACGGACAAGGAGCGGCUCCUGACAGGCUUCCAGCAGGGGGUUACAUGCAUGAAUGAAUCGAAUCGACACCCGAAGAGAGGGAUUCCAAAGGCUGUGCAGAUGCUGAAGAGAGUGCAUCCAUAUGGACAUGCGUAUGUAAUCCCAAUGGGUUCCCCCAAGUGGCAGCAGAUGGUCAUAGCCCUAAUUGCUUUAAUGCCUGCAACUGCACCUGGGGAACUGUCAGCAUGUCAGCAGGUUCAAAGAAACACAUUUCCAGCAAGAUUGUUGUAGUUAUUCUAUUAAUAUGUGUUAUAUGCACAACCAUUGCGUUGGUUGCCUCCGUUAUGUGCUAUGUCUACCUAAGGGACAGAUACUCUAUUCAAUCACCAAUAUUCUCAUCUGAUAAGGAAACAAGUAGUGGUAGUACAGCCAACUUAAUUAGUCAUAGGACUGGGACUUCUUCAGUGUCAGAUACAAAAUUUGCUAUAAACUCUCCCAUUUGUCACUUUAAAGGAUGCUUUCAGAAAUCCUCUUUCUUGUUUGGGAGGCAAAAAGAAACUUUUCACGGAAAUAUUAUUCAAUUUUCGUUUGCUGAACUGGAAAAUGCCACUGAAAACUUUUCUGCUUCCAACCUAAUUGGACUAGGCGGGAGUAGUUAUGUAUACCAUGGUCGGCUUAAAGAUGGUAGCAAUGUGGCGGUUAAGCGUCUUAAAGAUCAAGGAGGGCCAGAAGCAGACUCUGCAUUUUUCAAGGAGAUUGAACUAUUAUCUAGACUUCAUCAUUGUCAUUUGGUGCCUUUGCUUGGAUGCUGCUCAGAAUUAAGAGGAAAACAUGUUCAGAGGUUACUAGUAUUCGAGUACAUGCCUAAUGGAAAUUUAAGGGACUGUUUAGAUGGAGUUUUAGGAAAAAAUAUAGAUUGGGCUACUCGUGUUAUAAUUGCAAUAGGAGCUGCAAGGGGCUUGGAAUAUCUCCAUGAUGCAGCUGCUCCAAGAAUUCUUCACAGAGAUGUCAAAUCAACUAACAUUCUUCUGGAUGAAAAUUGGCAAGCAAAAAUAACUGAUCUUGGUAUGGCUAAAAACUUGAGAUCUGAUGGCCUCCCCAGCUGUUCAAAUUCUCCAGCCAGAAUGCAGGGGACAUUUGGCUAUUUUGCACCGGAGUAUGCUAUUGUUGGUAGAGCCUCUCUUGAGUCAGAUGUCUUCAGUUUUGGGGUGGUUCUUCUUGAGCUUAUCAGUGGUCGACAACCCAUCCAUAAAUCUACAGGCAAAGAAGAAAGCCUUGUUAUAUGGGCUGCUCCUCGCUUACAAGAUAGUAGGCGAGUAAUAACAGAGUUGGUUGAUCCACAAUUGAAAGGAAAUUUCCCAGAAGAAGAGGUUCAUAUAAUGGCAUACUUAGCAAAGGAGUGUUUGCUGCUGGAUCCUGACACUCGACCAACCAUGAGUGAGGUUGUUCAGAUUCUUUCAACUAUUUCCCCAGGAAAAUCUAAGAGGAGAAGAAACAUUCCAGCUAAACUGUUUCAGGAACAAGAGGAUGUAGAAAAGCAAAGGCAAGCUCCAUCAAUUGAAAUUCCAACUCAUGGUUCAUUGCCGCUAGAUAUUGAUCACAAUCUGUGUGUUGUGGACAAAAAUAAAGAAGCAGAUGCAGUUUCAGCUGAGUAUAUGGAGAAUUUGAUCCCCUUGACUUCAAAAUCUGAGGGCUGGCAUGCAUCAGAAGAGGAAAUGGUAGACCUAACUGAGCCUCGUUUUGAAUCAUUUUGCAUUACAAAUGUCAAUUUCCCUUGAAAAUAUACACCUGCAUGGGCAGAGAUGCAGAAGGAAGAAUUCUGAUGAAUAAUUUAUUGUGCAUGGCUCAAUGGGAUAUCAAUGGAGAUGCUGCUAUCUAGUUUUGAGAAUAUGUUCAUCUACAUUUUUUUCAUUUUGUUUUGAAAGGAAGAGCACAUAGGUGUUGUUAGAUAAGCUGAUAAGCAUAGAAAUAUUUUCGUUGUAUUCUUGUACAGAAAAGGAUAGAGGAUGAUAGGAGAUUCUGGUUUUUUUUUUUAUUGGGAGAAGAAUCAGAUGACAUACACAUUAAAGGUUUUAGUCAUAGAAAUAAUUGUUUUACAAUUAUAUUUGGUACUGAGUCUACUGACAUAUGAAGUAGUUGAACUGAACUUUCCUGUGUCUGCCGUAAGACUAAAGGUCAUAA
This is a messenger RNA of Gastrolobium bilobum, 2950 nucleotides long. Its product is annotated as receptor-like serine/threonine-protein kinase NCRK. Bases 1015 to 2547 code for a protein of 510 amino acids. Lineage: Eukaryota; Viridiplantae; Streptophyta; Magnoliopsida; Fabales; Fabaceae. The record is from RefSeq and is a predicted model, not a curated record. The transcript is spliced from 11 exons. Gene Ontology annotation, molecular function: protein kinase activity; ATP binding. Gene Ontology annotation, biological process: protein phosphorylation.